CCACUCCCAGGCAACAGCUGAAGAGUUUGACAAAAACCUUAUCCUUCUCACUUCUUUUCAUCGAUGGCUAGAUCCUUUGAGCCUCUUGUACUUGGAAGGGUUGUAGGAGAAGUGCUCGAAGACUUCAUUCCCAGCAUCAAGAUGAGUGUAGUUUACAAUUCUAAUAAGCAGGUCUGCAAUGGACAUGAGUUCAUGCCCUCUGCAGUAGCAUUUAAACCAAAGGUAGAAGUUAAUGGAGGUGACCUGAGGUCCUUCUUCACAAUGAUCAUGACAGACCCUGAUGUGCCAGGCCCUAGUGACCCAUAUUUGAGAGAGCAUCUUCAUUGGCUGGUGACCGACAUACCAGGCACAACAGACGUAUCAUUUGGAAAAGAACUAGCGGCUUAUGAGUCACCAAGGCCAAAUAUUGGCAUACACAGGUUUGUGUUUGUCCUGUUCAAGCAGAAAAGGAGGCAGUGUGUUUGCUCGCCUUCAUCAAGGGACCACUUCAACACCAAGAGGUUUGCACAGGAGAAUGAGCUUGGCCUUCCCGUUGCUGCUGUCUACUUCAAUGCACAGAGAGAAACUGCAGCAAGAAGGCGCUAGAUAGAGAGAGAGAGAGAGAGAGAGAGAGAGAGAGAGAGAGAGAGAGAGAGAGAGAGAGGGAGAUAGAGAGAGCGAGAGGUAUGGGGUCUUAGCUGGUGUGGGAAACAACAAAUAAAUCUGCAAGAGAUGGCAAUAUAUAUAUAUAUAUAUAUAUAUAUAUAUAUAUAUAGAGAGAGAGAGAGAGAGAGAGGGAGAGAGAGAGAAAGAAAGAGAGAAGAGAGAUGUGGUGGUGCCUUAGCUAGUGCAGGAAACAAGUAAUAAAUCUGCAAGAUGUCGCAGUAGUGUAUGGACGAGGAACGUCCCUCCCCAUGGAUUUGUGUAUCGUGAAGUUGGGGCUUGUGAACGUGUGGAUUUUAUUCAAGGAUCACAUGGGUCUUUGUUUUUUUUUAUGUCAUGAGGAAAAUUGUAGUGGGCUUCUCUGCAGUUACUAUGGGAAUCCUCAUGGCCUUUUCUGGUUGGUCUGUUCUACUUUCU
Molecule: messenger RNA, 1059 nt
Organism: Nymphaea colorata (pocket water lily)
Lineage: Eukaryota; Viridiplantae; Streptophyta; Magnoliopsida; Nymphaeales; Nymphaeaceae
Product: CEN-like protein 2
Exons: 4
Coding region: 64-585 (173 amino acids)
Source: RefSeq, a predicted model, not a curated record